GCUACUAAAGUCUCUAGGAUCCUAGUUUAGAGAUAUUUAUCUUGGAGCAGAUAUGUCAAUGGGCCCACUCAAUUGAGUAGUAUUCUAUCCAUAGACCUCAGAAAAUGCAACCAGAAGAACAUGCUAAGAACAAAGUGCCCGCAAAGCUUCCUAUCUGAAGGUUUGGGAGGGUGAAGGCAAUAAGCAAUUAAGCAAGUAAAUUUGCAAUUACAAAUUACGAUACGUGUGUGAAGAGUGCUGUCAGAUUACGCUUAAAUUUGCAAUCAUGCCUUAAUUGACCCAGAUUCAGAAGGGAUCAAUAGCAAGUGGUUUUAUGUCUGUCUGGAUGCUCAGCUCUGAGUUCCAUUCUGAACCACUCAGCAGCCCCUGUCCUUGUUUCUUCCAGGCCCGGUGGAGCCAAAAUGAGCGCACAGUGAGCCAGCGCAGCCUCUCGCCAGCCAUCCCCCGACGCCCACCAUGAACCACUUGGAGGGCUCCGCGGAGGUGGAGGUGGCCGACGAGGCGCCAGGAGGGGAGGUGAACGAGUCCGUGGAGGCCGACCUGGAGCACCCCGAGGUGGAGGAAGAGCAGCAGCCGUCGCCCCCGCCGCCCGCAGGUCACGCACCCGAGGACCACCGCGCACAUCCGGCGCCACCGCGGCCGCCACCGCAGGAGGAGGAGGAGGAGCGCGGCGAGUGCCUGGCUCGCUCGGCCAGCACCGAGAGCGGCUUCCACAACCACACGGACACCGCUGAGGGCGACGUGCUCGCCGCGGCCCGAGACGGCUACGAGGCGGAGCGCGCGCAGGACGCGGACGAUGAGAGCGCCUACGCCGUGCAGUACCGGCCCGAGGCCGAGGAGUACACGGAGCAGGCGGAGGCCGAGCACGCCGAGGCGGCGCAGCGGCGCGCGCUGCCCAACCACCUGCACUUCCACUCGCUGGAGCACGAGGAAGCCAUGAACGCCGCCUACUCGGGCUAUGUCUACACGCACCGGCUCUUCCACCGCGCCGAAGACGAGCCCUACGCCGAGCCCUACGCUGACUACGGCGGCCUCCAGGAGCACGUGUACGAGGAGAUCGGGGACGCGCCCGAGCUGGAGGCGCGCGACGGCCUGCGGCUCUAUGAGCGGGAGCGCGACGAGGCGGCCGCCUACCGCCAGGAGGCCCUAGGCGCGCGGCUGCACCACUACGACGAGCGCUCCGACGGCGAGUCCGACAGCCCCGAGAAGGAGGCGGAGUUCGCGCCCUACCCGCGCAUGGACAGUUAUGAGCAGGAAGAGGACAUCGACCAGAUCGUGGCCGAGGUCAAGCAGAGCAUGAGUUCGCAGAGCCUCGACAAGGCGGCCGAAGACAUGCCCGAGGCGGAGCAGGACCUGGAGCGCGCCCCGACCCCGGGAGGGGGACACCCCGACAGUCCCGGGCUGCCAGCACCUGCCGGGCAGCAGCAGCGGGUCGUGGGAACCCCGGGAGGCAGCGAGGUUGGUCAGCGGUACAGCAAGGAAAAGAGGGAUGCCAUCUCGCUGGCCAUCAAGGACAUCAAGGAGGCCAUCGAAGAAGUGAAAACCAGGACCAUCCGUUCGCCUUACACCCCCGACGAACCCAAAGAGCCCAUCUGGGUCAUGCGCCAGGACAUUAGCCCCACAAGGGACUGUGACGACCAGAGGCCCGUGGACGGAGAUUCUCCGUCUCCUGGCAGUUCCUCACCCCUGGGUGCUGAGUCAUCAAUCACACCCCUUCAUCCCGGUGACCCCACGGAAGCCUCCACUAAUAAAGAGUCAAGAAAAAGCUUGGCUUCAUUCCCAACCUACGUUGAAGUUCCUGGACCCUGCGACCCUGAAGACUUGAUCGAUGGAAUUAUUUUUGCUGCCAAUUACCUUGGUUCCACUCAGCUACUCUCAGACAAAACUCCCUCCAAAAAUGUGCGCAUGAUGCAGGCCCAGGAAGCAGUAAGCCGGAUCAAGACGGCCCAGAAAUUAGCCAAAAGCAGGAAGAAGGCUCCUGAAGGCGAAUCUCAGCCAAUGACUGAGGUGGACCUCUUCAUCUCCACCCAGAGGAUCAAAGUGUUGAAUGCAGAUACACAGGAGCCUAUGAUGGACCACCCUCUGAGGACCAUUUCCUACAUCGCAGACAUUGGGAACAUCGUCGUGCUCAUGGCCCGCAGGCGGAUGCCCCGCUCCAACUCCCAGGAGAAUGUGGAGGCCUCUCACCCAUCCCAGGAUGGAAAACGGCAGUACAAGAUGAUCUGUCAUGUCUUUGAGUCUGAGGACGCCCAGCUGAUCGCACAGUCCAUCGGGCAGGCCUUCAGCGUUGCGUACCAGGAGUUCCUCAGGGCCAAUGGGAUUAACCCAGAAGACCUGAGCCAGAAGGAGUACAGCGACCUGCUCAACACCCAGGACAUGUACAACGAUGACCUGAUCCACUUCUCCAAGUCGGAAAACUGCAAAGAUGUCUUCAUAGAGAAGCAGAAAGGAGAAAUCCUGGGAGUUGUGAUUGUGGAGUCUGGCUGGGGAUCCAUUCUGCCAACCGUGAUCAUUGCCAACAUGAUGCACGGAGGCCCCGCCGAGAAGUCGGGGAAGCUGAACAUCGGGGACCAGAUCAUGUCCAUUAACGGCACCAGCCUGGUGGGCCUGCCCCUGUCCACCUGCCAGAGCAUCAUUAAGGGCUUAAAGAACCAGUCCCGCGUGAAGCUGAACAUCGUGAGGUGCCCCCCAGUGACCACAGUGCUAAUUAGGAGGCCGGACCUUCGCUACCAGCUGGGUUUCAGCGUGCAGAAUGGAAUUAUCUGUAGCCUCAUGAGAGGGGGAAUAGCUGAGAGAGGAGGCGUCCGCGUGGGACAUCGGAUCAUUGAAAUCAACGGCCAGAGUGUCGUAGCCACGCCGCACGAGAAGAUCGUCCACAUACUCUCCAAUGCUGUUGGGGAGAUCCACAUGAAGACAAUGCCAGCAGCCAUGUACAGACUGCUGACGGCCCAGGAGCAGCCCGUUUACAUCUGAGCCGCACCUCCGCGGCGUGGCAGCAUGCAUGGAGGACUCUCCUCACCCUGGUUGUGUUUCUUGUGCCGCAUCUGUGUGUCCACUGAGACAUUCCCCUCUCGCGCCCAACGUUUGGUCUUACACAGGAAGAGAAGAGUCGGCAAGGGCCUCUUUGCUCUCUGUCUCUCUCCAGUUUGCUUUUUUAUGUUUGAUCCUUAACACCAGGGAAGUUUGGUGUGUACCCUCCUGAGGGUGGAGAGCAGCUAAUCUACCUAGGAUCAUGGUGGAGGCCUUUGGGGGAUCUUAAAGUGGUUGUUACUGCCCAAGGAGGCAUCAUCCCUCCCCAGGAGACACAUACUUCCCUGAAGGAGCUCCCAGAGGCAGCACAGGAGAUGACUGAGCAGUGCCUAAAACUCACUUGCUGAUCUCUCCGCCCUCCUCACCUCACUGAUGGAAAGAUGGCUGGUGACAGGUGACAGCACUGAAUAUCCUUAAAGCCCACAUCUUUAAGGAUGUUUGCUGCCUGCUGUGUGGUUGGAACCCUGCACAUUAUUUCUGCCCAGAAUUUCUGAGCCACUUUGAAAUCCCUUCCCUAGUUUCUUUUAGUUGCAAUGUGUGUGCUAGUUCAGGCCUAACUUCUGAGAAACAAGGACAAGGAUGCUGUGACAUCCACCUCAGAGGUCCUGGCAAGUCACGGGGCCUCCAAGGUUCCCCAGAUUUCCAAGGUUACCAAUUGGAGGAUAACCACAGGCAGGUACUGUCCUAACGUACUUGCACAGGCACUUAGGUAUCACACACACACACACACACACACACACACACACACGAGCCCUGCUCAGUGUCUCAUUUGCCCUCUGCCUGCAUCCAAGCAGUCUAAAAACCUAGCACACAGACCCUGUGGAGAACCCCCCAGCACCUCUCUGGAAGAUCUCCCCUCCCCUAGCAUAAGGUUGCCCUAGGCAGAAAGCUGCAGGCCUUGUCCUAAGACGACACUCUCCUGGCCUUCUCUAUCCCAAUUGGCUCAGAGUCCCCUCCAGGACUCCCCCACCCCAUGUACUCAACUGGAGGUUGUUCUUGAGGGACAAACCGUGAUGGGGGUGCCCUAGUGUCAUGCUUUCCUGCCUGAAGGCUAAGCCAGCCUGGGCCCGUUCACCACUACCAGUGAGGAUGUGAUAUUAUAAAGGCUAGGACAGAUAAGCCACUACAUCAGGCAGACUUCGCACUUGGUGUUGGGCCUUAGGAACCCCCAACUGUGCCCCAGACACAUCCUCUACUGUCCUGCAGAUCUGGGAGUUUGCAGCUGGUAUGGGAGGCUCGUGGUCUCCCCCACAUGCCUCACGUUUUGAUCACAUCUCAGUCCGUGCAUGUUUUAAUAAUGCCAUUCUGAGCCAGUUUCCACUUAUUCUUGGUCCAAAGAGCAGUUUGUUUCCAUGUGGAAUGUGGCUCUUUUUUUUUUUUUUUUUUUCUGUUCUUGUUUUGUUUCAUCGAUGACCUCAGUAGAGACAGGGGAAGAAAAACUAAUAUAUUUUGUAGUAUGGAUAUAAUCCCUGUUCUCUGCAUCUGGGAUAUUUAUAUUGUGUCUUUGGAGAUGGGAGUUCAGUGAGCAGUGUUG
Molecule: messenger RNA, 4564 nt
Organism: Rattus rattus (black rat)
Lineage: Eukaryota; Metazoa; Chordata; Mammalia; Rodentia; Muridae
Gene: Apba1
Product: amyloid beta precursor protein binding family A member 1
Exons: 12
Coding region: 457-2973 (838 amino acids)
Biological process (GO): chemical synaptic transmission
Cellular component (GO): cytoplasm; dendritic spine; plasma membrane
Molecular function (GO): protein binding; amyloid-beta binding
Source: RefSeq, a predicted model, not a curated record